Molecule: messenger RNA, 165 nt
Organism: Bathycoccus prasinos
Lineage: Eukaryota; Viridiplantae; Chlorophyta; Mamiellophyceae; Mamiellales; Bathycoccaceae
Exons: 1
Coding region: 1-165 (54 amino acids)
Source: RefSeq, a predicted model, not a curated record
AUGAUUUUCAACUUGGAAGGAUUGACGGUGUACUUCCCGUACGAGUACUUGUACCCGGUACGUUUUAAACGAGUAGAUUUUUUUACCAUUGCUAUUCUGUUACCAUUUUCUUCGUCGCGCUUCUCUUUCUUUCCGUAUCCGCGCACGAUUCAGACGACGACGUAA